UGGGGGACGAACGCGGAAGCAGCCAACGCCCAGUUGACGCCAUCUUGUCAUUCUUGUUAUCAUCACUGAUAGCGUGAAAUUCGUUCACAACGCAUAUUUUUAUUUUUCAAUUUAAAGCUGUUUUACAGUGUUGUUUUAUAUAAAUAUUUUUAAUUUAACUCACAACCAUGGAGUUAAACAAAUUGAUCGCCGCCCGAGGCGUUGCUAAAGCAACAAUUACGAGGCUUUUUAAUCUCUGCCAAGAUGGGAUGGCUCUGGAAAAAUUGAAACCCAGUGAGUGCGAAGUUAGAAAAAAGAGGCUUAUCCAGGUAUUUCAGGAGUACUGUGACACUAAUCUGAACAUUUCAGUUUUAGACCAGAGUAGCGCAGAGGACAUCGCCAAGUACGAAGAGCUGUACUUGUCAACGCUGGCUAUAUUUGAAGAGGCCUUACUACCUCAGGCUUCAGGUAAAUGCAUGAGCAUGGUCUCCGGCGCUGCAUGCGAGGAUGGAAUUACUGGAAUGCACCGAUUACCACCCAUCAACAUAAAUAAAUUUAGCGGAGAGAACAACGAGCAGCAGCACUUGAGACUGUGGCAAACAGCGGCCAAGGUCAUGGGAGUGGUGCAGUGAACAGCAGCCGCGGAGCGAGCCUGGUAGCCAUCACAAACACACAACGAACACCACCUAGUAACUGCAGGUUCUGUAAUGCAAGGUACCACAAACUACAUAUGUGUGAAAGGUUCAAACUGGCCUCGCUAUCUGACCGUGUACAAUUUGUAACAACGAAUAAGCUGUGUCAACUUUGUUUAAACAAGCAUCCUAACAAGUGCAAAUUCAUUUUUAAAUGCUCAUUUUGUAAGGAAAAACACAACAGUUUACUACAUCAGGAUAA
Messenger RNA from Pectinophora gossypiella (pink bollworm), 873 nucleotides. RefSeq lists its product as uncharacterized. Bases 168 to 611 code for a protein of 147 amino acids. The transcript is spliced from 2 exons. The record is from RefSeq and is a predicted model, not a curated record. Lineage: Eukaryota; Metazoa; Arthropoda; Insecta; Lepidoptera; Gelechiidae.